AUGCCAUUCUUCUCAUGCAUGUUUCUUGUCUUAUUAAUCCUAACAGCACGUCACUCUACACUUUCACUUUCAGAACAAUGUAACCUAUAUGACAGAAAUACCCUACUCCAAAUCAAAAAAGAACUUGGCAACCCAACCAAACUCUCUUCAUGGAACCCAACCACCGACUGCUGCGACAACUGGUACGGUGUUUCAUGCGACUACAACACAUCGCUCUACCGUGUCAUCCAUCUUGGUUUCGACAACCUCGACCUCCCUCAACCCGUUCAAAUCCCACCCUCCAUUACUAACCUCCCUUUCCUCCUCUGCCUCUCUCUCGACAACAAUCCCAACCUUGUCGGCACUAUCCCGCCCACCAUCGCCAACCUCACCAGACUCGAGUACUUUUUCCUCAGCCACACCAGCAUCUCCGGUGAGAUACCCAACACUCUCUCUAAGAACAAACGCCUCUUAAGCCUCGACUUUAGCAACAGCAAACUCACCGGUCCUCUCCCUAACAUCGGCGGAAUCAUUUUCUCCGGCAACAAACUCACUGGUACAAUACCAGAAUCGUAUGGUUCGUUCCCGGAAUCCUUUACAGUGCUGAAUCUUUCGCGAAACCGUCUCUCCGGGAAGGUUCCGGCGUCUCUGGCGAAACUGAACCUUUUGUUUGUGGAAUUAGAACAUAACAUGUUGGAGGGUGAUGCUUCAGUGUUUUUUGGGUCGAAGAAAAGCACUUUCAAGAUAUUAUUAGGGAAGAACUCUUUUUCUUUUGAUAUUGGGAAAGUUGGGUUGUCGAAGGAUUUGCGUGCUUUGGAUUUGAGUAAUAAUAAAAUCUACGGUUCUCUACCUGAAGGACUGACUAAGCUGAAGUAUUUGCAUGAGUUGAAUGUUAGCAACAACAAUUUGUGUGGUCAGAUUCCAAAAGGUGGAGAAAUGCAAAGGUUUGAUGACUCUUCUUACGCUCAUAACAAAUGCUUGUGUGGAUCUCCUCUGGUAGCUUGCAAAGCUUGA
This is a messenger RNA of Lathyrus sativus (Indian pea), 993 nucleotides long. The record is from the annotation of a GenBank genome assembly. NCBI's taxonomy places the organism in Eukaryota, Viridiplantae, Streptophyta, Magnoliopsida, Fabales, Fabaceae.